AGCAGCAUGCGGUCAAUUAUCCAAACAUAGCUCGUUGGUAACUUCUUGGGUCUGCACGAAACAUGAAGUGUCUUUUUAUGACGAAAAUUAACGUGUUAAUAUUCAAUUAGGUGGUUUCGAUUGGAAGGUUGAGCUGUGAAUAUUGAAUAUUUAAAAAAAACAUCGCCAGCCUAGUGUGACAAAUAGGCUGUCCUGUGAAGCAGAAAGUGAUCCCAAACCAUUAUCACGGUGUGUUAUCAGUAGGUACCAACCAAGGACAGAUUACAGUAAAAAAAGAUAUCAAAGUGUGAAUUCUAUGAUAAAUAAGAUUAGUGCUGAAUUAAAUAUGAAAUGCUGUCGUAGACUGCUGUCAUCAUAUCGCUGGAAACCUGAGCUUUUCGCACAACAGUUAACUUGAGCGGUGCACACGAUGAAGGCAGCUGACCGACCAGACUACCAUUAGUUCAUUAGCUUGCAGUGCAUCCCCCGCCUUUCAGUCGAUCGUUCGUUGCUGAAGUGUGCAGUUGUGGCAGUUGUCGAAGAAUCAGUGAAAUCGACCUUCAAGUGGUGAUUAAAUUCCUAGAUAGUGCAUUCAACGAUUUGGAAGUGCUUAUGUGUUAAGUUAAGAAGACGUGUUGUCAAUCGUUGAUUUCUGUUAAGCAUCUAAGCUUUGCUCCAUAGACGUCACCGCAUUAGGCAUUACAAGCUGAGCUGUUUCUGCUGGGAACAAAUGGAAAGUACUUUCAACUCGACGGCCUGCGAACAAAAAUUCAGUUGCCCUCGAAACUCGUAUCGGUAGUAUUGGUAACAACCAGUCAGUCAGUGCUGCAGAAAGCUUUGUUGGCUAUCAUUCAGGUGGUUUGCGUGCGAUCCUCUUUCGAUCUUUACCUGAGCUGCAGCAGGGAGGUACAAAAAUGUGGUGAAUAAGUCCCGGUCGAGUAGGAGUGAAAGAGAAGCAAGUAAUAAUAAACCCAGUUUAGUUGUGAAACCAGUAGCAAGAAAACUGCGGAAAACACGCGAAAAGGUUGACUAAGCGAGUGCGUUUUAGAGGCAGAGAAGCAAGACAAGCUUAAGUUCCAACGAGUGAAGUUUUCCGUGAAAACCGCACUGCCACGAGGGUUUUCUCGAACCGCCCAGCCGUUCAGGUGAAAAUUGUUAACCAUAAGCAUACUGUUUUAGCAUAAAAAAACUGCACAAUGUUGAAGAGCAAAGUAACGGAAGAGAAGGUCACUCUGCUGUCUACCAACCAGAUUCCGAUCAUCGAUCUUGCUCACUGCGGUACGGAGGAAUGCCCGAUUCGGUCCGUAGUGUUUCGUGUCGGAGGGCAACUGUUACGCGCUUUAUCGGAGAAAGGCGUUGCACUGCUAGUGAAUCAUGGAAUUGCAGAAGAAAAGAUCAAACAUGCCUAUGGCCACCUGGACGAUUUUUGCAAAUUGUCGGAUGACACCAAGGAGCAGUACCUCCGGAAGGAUGGUAACCAUGGUUAUGUGAAGCCCGGACAGGAACGUUUCGAUGGCAAAACCAAGGAUCUACGUCACACAUUCAACAUCUGCACUCUCAAACCGGAAGCACCGCUGCCGGAAGAGCCAUUGCCGGGAUUCCGGGAGCACAUAUCAGACUUGGCGAAAGAUUUUCAACGAUUGUCGUCGCUACUGCUGCAAGCCCUCGCCGUAGGCCUGGAUCGGCCCUGCAGGUACUUUCUAGAGAAACAUUCCCACAUUCUUGAUGGGGAGAGCGAAAAUCAGUCGACAUUCCGCCUCCUGUAUUAUCCACCGUUGAUCGUGGACGACGGUCAGAAUGAACUGCAACGAGGUACCUGCCACUACAGCCAGCAGCGAUGUGCGAAGGAUGAAAUUGAUCUCUCCAUACCUGAGGACUACAAGAAAAGGAUGGCGGAAGAGGAGGAGAACCGAGAAGCCCAGUACACUCGCUGCGGGGCUCACUGUGACUACGGAACGUUCACCCUGCUGGUUCAGGACUCUGAAGGUGGUCUCGAGGUCAAGCUGCCCGGAACGGACAAGUGGAAACGGGUCGGUCACCUGCCAGGGGCAAUUCUGAUCAAUGCCGGCGAACUGCUGGCAGUUUGGACCAACGAGAAAAUUCCGGCAUUGCCUCAUCGAGUUGUGAUUCCACAGGAGGAAACUUUGAUGCACCGCGGUAGACAUUCGAUAGCGUUCUUCGUCCAUCCAGACAACUGUACCGAUAUCGUACCGAUGGAAAUGCCCAGUUCCAGUUCCUCCAACUCGCUCGAUUCGAUAGAAAAGAAGCCGAAAAACCGAAAAAAAUCCUUCAAAACGGCAAAAACCAAAAUUUACAAUGCCUAUCAACACGUGCAACGUCGCUUCAAGGAAACGUAUGCUUCCUAACAGCAGCACCAGAUUGCCGCCGCCACCACCAGUGCAGCAGCGCCGUCGUUCCGAACAACGUUUGGGCACAUUCGGUCGGAAAAACUGCUCUUCUUCGGAAAGACUGCUUUCCAUCGACUUGCUUCUUUCAUUUCAGUUGGCGACUAGCGAAAAAGUAACUUAAAAUUAGAUAUAAAAAAUACUUACUCACGGCUGUCACUGCGAACAGCGCCGAAGGUUGUGAAUGUACACCGAGCGAAUCACUCGAUGUAGCUAUUUAACCGUUUGUCCAUCAAUCAAGUUGAUGGCUGAAUGAGCAUCCAAUUCACGGUAGUAUGGUUAUCAGAAGUAACGAGACCAUUUGCAGGGUAUACCCUCGCCACGGUACGUUUAGCUGCCGCAUGCAUUAUAAUCAGUCUAAAUCGAUAGCCUUCUAAAUCACGAUGAAAUACGUGUACAUGCGAUAAUGCUGCGCUGCGAAAGUGGUUUUUUAUCAGUCUCCAACAGCUCAGAUUACGGUUGAUCGUCUGUAACAAAAUCUAAUCUUUGUUCUAAACGGUUUGAGCCAGCUACCGGGCUAGUAUGAGGGAGGAACAACGAAAACAUAAUAGCAAAACUAAAAUGGAAAA
Messenger RNA from Sabethes cyaneus, 2953 nucleotides. RefSeq lists its product as uncharacterized. The transcript has 6 exons. Lineage: Eukaryota; Metazoa; Arthropoda; Insecta; Diptera; Culicidae. Bases 1176 to 2345 code for a protein of 389 amino acids. Gene Ontology annotation, molecular function: dioxygenase activity. The record is from RefSeq and is a predicted model, not a curated record.